AUGUCCAAGAAUUUCUCCCAAGUCCCGCCGUCUACUGGCCGAGAAGGCUCCCCACUGUCGCUGGCCUGCAGCAUGCAGCGUUCCCUAAUCAGCGGCGAGUACAGUGACGUGCAGUUUACCGUCGGGCGACAGUUCGGACCAGUGAAAUGUUUCCCUGUGCACAAGUACGUUCUGUGCUUGCGUAGCACGGUGUUUGGCGCCAUGUUCUACGGGAAAUUGCCUGAAAAGUGUGAUCAGGCUAUCGACAUUCCUGACGUUAUACCCGAUGCUUUUGCGAACAUGCUCAGCUUUCUCUACACUGAUACCGUGGGACAUUUGCGUGUGGACAACGUCAUCGCGACGCUGAUGUGCGCGGACAAGUAUGAUCUGCCACAGCUGCAGAAGCUCUGCUGCGACUUUAUCAGCGGCCAACUCAGUGUCGACAACUGCCUGGCCAUGCUGGAGCAUGCGGUGCGUUUCCGUGCCGAAGCGGCCGUGGAGCGCUGCCUGGAUUUUAUUGACCGAUCCGCUGACGGAGUUUUCCAGUCGAAGCAUUUCGCGGUUUUGGAUCAGAGCACCCUGGCGAUGUUUCUAGAGCGGGACACGCUGUCCGUGGUGGAAAACAACGUUUAUUUUGCUGCAGAACGGUACUGCAUUCCUACUAUAGCAGCGUAUGCACAUUGCUGA
Molecule: messenger RNA, 666 nt
Organism: Paramacrobiotus metropolitanus
Lineage: Eukaryota; Metazoa; Tardigrada; Eutardigrada; Parachela; Macrobiotidae
Product: BTB/POZ domain-containing protein 3-like
Exons: 4
Coding region: 1-666 (221 amino acids)
Molecular function (GO): protein binding
Source: RefSeq, a predicted model, not a curated record